Entrophospora sp. SA101 is the source of this 1641-nucleotide messenger RNA. NCBI's taxonomy places the organism in Eukaryota, Fungi, Glomeromycota, Glomeromycetes, Entrophosporales, Entrophosporaceae. The record is from the annotation of a GenBank genome assembly.
AUGUCUUCUUGUUUUUUUUCCUCGCCAGCAGCACCAUUACUAACAUCAUCAUCGUCCUACUCACAACCAGAGCCAGAACCAUCAGUUUCGUCAUCUUUUUAUUCACCACCAGAACAGUCAACAUCAACAUCAUCUUGUUUUUUCCCCCCGCCAGCACCACCAAUGCAAACCACUUAUAAUUAUGAAUGGUCGGCAGAAGUCGAAAAUGUUUUGCAUAAUAUAUUUGGAUUAGAAAGUUUUAGAAGGAACCAGUUGGAAGCCAUUAACGAAACGCUCAAUGGAAAAGAUGUUUUUGUGCUGAUGCCAACUGGCGGAGGGAAGAGUUUAUGUUACCAGUUGCCCGCAAUGGUGGAAACUGGAAAAACAAAAGGGAUAACAAUUGUAAUUUCACCAUUGCUUUCACUAAUUAUAGAUCAAGUUUAUAAUCUGAACAGGCGUGGUAUAUCAACCUUAUGUUUGUAUGGUGAACAAGAAGCUAAUCAAAGACAAAAUGUAUUUACUGAACUUGAAAAAUAUAAACCAAAUUAUAAAGAGUUGUGCAAUCUAAAAAAAAUAUAUAACGAUAUACCUAUUAUCGCUUUAACUGCAACUGCAACUCUUAAAGUCAAACUUGAUGUCAUGAAACUUUUAGAAAUUCAACAUUGUAAAGUUUUACAACAAGGAUUUAACCGAAAGAAUCUUUAUUAUAAAGUUUGUCCCAAAGAUAGUAGUAAUAAGGCGUUGGAAAAUCUUGUAAAACUCGUUCAAAGUCAUGGAGGUGGAUCGGGUAUUAUUUAUUGCACAGUUAAACUCAAAUGUGAAAACGUUGCAAAAUACCUGCAACAAUCAAGAAUCUCUGCCAAGUAUUACCAUUCAGGGUUAGACAAGGCAGAUAGAAUAAAUGUGCAAAAUGAAUGGCAAUCUGGCAAGCUGCAGGUUGUCGUUGCGACCACUGCCUUCGGAAUGGGAAUCGACAAACCCAAUGUAAGGUUUGUGAUUCAUUACUUGCUACCACAAUCUCUAGAAGGGUAUUACCAAGAGACUGGCAGAGCUGGCAGAGAUGGUAAACCUGCUCAAUGUGUUCUAUUUUAUACAUUUAAAGAAUACAUAUUGAUAAAAAAGAUGAUAAACGGCGGAGAUGGAACUGAAAUGCAAAAACAACAACAGCUCUUAAAUUUAUUUUCAAUGAUGAAGUAUUGUGAAAAUAAUAUCGAUUGUAGAAGGCAGCAAUUGUUAGGUUAUUUUGCAGAAAACUUCAAUCCAGCAGAAUGCCAACAAACGUGCGAUAAUUGUCGAGAGCUUAUAAAUCAUCAAGUUGUGGAAACAGAUUAUUCAUAUGUAGCAAAAAAGAUUAUCGAGUUAGUUUCAGCACAUCAAAUCAAGAAUUUAACAUUAGUACAGUUUGAAAAAAUAUUUUUGGGAGAUAAUACUAAACCAACUAAAGAAUUGAUGAUAAAAAAAAAUAUCAAAGUCACCAAUAAUAUGAUCGAACCCAAACUUUCUAAAAUUGUUUGUGAAAGAUUAUUCCAAAAACUAAUCAUAGAUCAAAUAUUAGAAGAAGUGAUAGUUCAGAGAAAUAAUGCCUAUUCAAUUACGUAUUUAAAGGUAAAUUCACGUUAUUCGCACGCAAAUAAUAGGAUAAUCUUAAAAGAACUUGUAUAA